AUAAAUUCUGAUUUUUUUCUUCUUCUUGCUAUUCAUUAUGUUUUUUUCAGUGGAUUCUAGGUGGGUGUGAACUCAGAAUGAUAUUUGGAGUGAUGGGUGUUUGUUUAUAUGCUUUGAUGACAACAUGGUGUGGUUUUUGUUGGAUUUUACUUUUCAGUUUGCUUUUGUUGUGUUGCCUUCACUAUAUUUUGUUUCUGGCUUUGUGGUUGUGUUUGAGGAAAAGCUCUGUUUCUGUUGUAGAAGCUAGCUGGUUCCUGUAUGAAUUUUGUUCCUCCUUAUUUCAUGUGGUAAUUGCUUUGUUUUGUUCAGGGUAAACAUUUAAAUCAUUUCAAUCUGUCUGUGUGAAGUUAUGGAGCUUUGUCUCCCUUUAAAAUUGUUGGACUUGACCGGUUUUCUAUUGGGGUUAUGGUAGGAAGAAGAACUCCUCUGAUAAUCCAAAACCCAUUCGAAAUUUUUUGUUCUGGAUAUUUUUAGAUGGAUAUUUUGCAUCCCUUUAAUCAGAAGCAGAGUGAAAGUUUGUAGUGAAAGAGAAAGCAUGUCAAGUGGAACGACAUACUGGUGUUAUACAUGCAGGCAGCCAAUCUGGCUUGAAAGGAGAGAUGCAAUUUGCCCUUACUGCGAUGGAGGCUUUGUGCAAGAACUAUACGAGCUGCUGCGAGCAGUUUCAAGGCAACAAGGGUUUUCAUCACAAAGGGAAGAUUUUCAUCAAGUCCCUGACAUUAUGGAUGCUGUAAAUCAUGUUAUGGAGCAAAGAGGUUCCGAGCCAAGAGUUGGAGUUAGAGAUGGUGUUGACAAUUUCAUGAGGCAGAGAAUGGCUGGAAGCUACACAAACUUUGACGUCAGAAGGAGGUUUGGUAACACCCCUCUUCCUGAUCAGACUUGGGGGGUCUAUACAUCUGGUCCUUAUCUCAUAUUUCAUGGUCAACCUCCAGGGUUCACUGUCUCUAACAACAGUGGCUCAAGAAGUGGUUCUGGGCAUGUUGAUUUUGGUCACUACUUUCUUGGUCCUAGACUUGAAGGACUCAUUGAGCAGCACAUAACAAAUGACCGGCUUGGUCCACCUCCUGCAUCACGCUCUUCUAUUGAUGCAAUGCCAACAAUUAAGAUCACAAAUGAACACCUCCAAUCUGAUUCUCACUGUGCAGUUUGUAAGGAAAGGUUUGAACUGAGUUCUGAGGCCAGGAAAAUGCCAUGUAGCCACAUUUACCACUCAGAUUGCAUUGUUCCAUGGUUGGUCCAGCACAAUUCCUGUCCAGUUUGCCGUGUUGAGCUGCCAUCUCAAGGACACUCCAGUUCCCGAAGUAGUCAUAGUAGGGGAGGAAGGAAUGGUAGUGACAGUAGUAGUGGCAGUGACAAUAUCUCAAGGAGAAGAGGAAAUAGAGAGAUGACCAGUGGAAGGAGGAAUCUGCUAUCAUAUUUGUGGCCAUUUCGAACUUCUAGUUCAAAUACUUGAUCAUUGUACUGAGACUGGGGAACCUACUCUUCUACAAGUCUUUGGCCUGUGCCAGAAGUGAACUAAAAGUUUCAUUUCUUCUUCAGCACAACACAAGUGUAAUUAGCUGUCACACAAUGAUUAUGUUUGUGAAGAUUGUGCUUUGAACUUGAUCUCAUUGAUGCUAGAUCGUAGAAAUAUGUGAAACUCUUUGUAUAUUCUUGGAAGCAAUUUUCGUUUUAUAGUUU
Molecule: messenger RNA, 1680 nt
Organism: Vigna angularis (adzuki bean)
Lineage: Eukaryota; Viridiplantae; Streptophyta; Magnoliopsida; Fabales; Fabaceae
Product: E3 ubiquitin-protein ligase RZF1
Exons: 2
Coding region: 536-1453 (305 amino acids)
Biological process (GO): protein ubiquitination
Cellular component (GO): cytoplasm
Molecular function (GO): ubiquitin protein ligase activity
Source: RefSeq, a predicted model, not a curated record